Molecule: messenger RNA, 2052 nt
Organism: Leptopilina heterotoma
Lineage: Eukaryota; Metazoa; Arthropoda; Insecta; Hymenoptera; Figitidae
Exons: 4
Coding region: 271-1041 (256 amino acids)
Biological process (GO): regulation of transcription by RNA polymerase II
Cellular component (GO): transcription regulator complex; nucleus
Molecular function (GO): DNA binding
Source: RefSeq, a predicted model, not a curated record
AAUGCGUUUCUCCGCAGUGACGCGUAUGCCUUCAUCUGGCAUUCCUCGUCAGUGAGAAACGCAUUCCGCUCUCUUCUUUGUCAAUUUUUUUUUUCUCUCCAUUCAAAAAAAAAAAAAUUAAUUUUUUUAAGUGCAAAAAAAAUUGUGAAAAUAAAAAAAAAAUUUAAACUAUUUUUUUUCUCAGAAAAAAAUAGAAAAAUAGAUGUUUUUUUUUGUUUUUGAAAAAAAUAAUUUUUGAGAUAAAUAACGUUGAAUGUAUACAUUGAAGCCAUGUUCGACACGGAAAGAUUCAUCAGCGAAAUUGAAAAACGUCCUGCAAUUUAUAAUACUAAUUGCGAUGAGUACAACGACAGAACGGCAAAAUUGGCAGCAUGGGACGAGGUUUGUCAAGUGAUGAUACGUAACUGGCCAACUCUCUCAGACGAGGAACGCAUUGUCGAAGAAAAGAAUCUAAGGGGAAAGUGGCGAAAUAUACGAGAUUAUUUCAUGAAAGAACUGAAGGUGCAAAAUUUAAAAAAUCUCGCCGGCUCUGCAGGCAGGAAACGGAAGCGCUAUACAUAUUUUGAUCAGCUUCAAUUUUUAAUGCCCUCGAUCGAGAACAAGCAGAGGUACUCUUAUCAAGUACCUCAACUAUCAAAUAAAAGAGAGAACAAUUAUGUAAAUCAUUGUAAAACAGAGGAGAGUGAGGGGGAGGCCGAUAAUCCUGUAUUUGAUGAUUACGAAAUCUCGGGAAAUGAAGCUGGCACGUCAAAGGAUUACGUUCAAGCUGUCAACUCGUCAGGAAACUAUAGAAUGUUGCCAACAGUUCGAUAUUCGAAGCCAAUGUGCGAAACUUCCAUAGCUCCUUUUGAUAACGAGUUUCAAGACAUGAUAUCGAACAAUGGACAACGUUCGAUGAUUGAGGAAGAGGAUUAUGAUAAGAUGUUUCUACUCUCGUUACUUCCCAUUCUUCGACAAAUCCCGGAAAAUAAGAAAUUGGAUGUGAGAAUACAAAUGCAACAGAUUUUAGCCGCAGUUCUUUAUCCCUCCGACAGUAAAUAAAUUCGAAAUUUACUUUUUUUUUCUUUUUGCUCAAUAUUAAUUGUUCAUUUUUGCUCUAAAGCAAUUUUUGUUUCUUCAGUAUAUAUUGUUUCGUAUUUGUUUUUCGUAAAAAAAAACCUUUUUUCAUUUCUCCAUCAAAAACGAUAUUUUACGAAAAGAAAAAUUUUGUUUUCAAAAAAAAAAAGCCGAUACGUUUUUUUCAAGGACGAUUUUCUUUUUUUUUUUUUGCUUUCAACUCCAAUCGAUGCGCUCGAUUGGAGUUGUCCUUGAACGAAAAAAUUGAAAAACAUUCGGAAAAAAUUAUAUUUUUUCAAAAACUUCUCCCUCCAAUCGAUGCAUUCGAUUAGAUUUGAUUGGACUUAAGAAAAACAGACAAAAAAAUCGGAGAAAAUAUUGAAAUUCUUUAAAAAAUUUUUUCAUUUAAAUUCCUCCAAUCGAUAUGCACUCGAUCGGAUGUUGUUUCUAAUAAGCCAAACAAAGACUUCCCAUUUAUAUAAAAAUUGAUUUUUCAUUAUUGAAAUCCUUAUAUUAUGGAAAUUUUACAUUUUUGACGCGAGAUUAUUUUUUUCAAUUCAAUUUAUUAAUAAGAAUAAGAAUAAUAAUAGUUUAAUAAACUCAAAUAUAUUGAAAGUCAAUUUUUUAGCCAAGGGAUUUAUUUUGUGAUAUAAAUGUUAAAAAUAAAAAUAUUCCGACUCUCAUAAAGUGUGAUGAGAAAAAAAUGUUAAAGCCUAACAAAUGAUUUUACUAUCAAACGAUGAGAAUUUUGUUAAACAUAUAAAAAAAAUAUAUAUAUAUAUUGAUAUAUUCGAAUUUUUGUAUAAAAAAGAAAUCGUUAUGUAUAAGAAAAUUAAAAAUUUAAUAUCACAUAUUCUGUAAUUGGAAAAAAAUACUAAAAAAAAGAAAGAAACGACAAAAUGUAAAUUGUGAACAUAUUUGUAAUCUACAUAAUUACCGUAUACCUCAUACUUUGUAUAAAUAAUGAAUAUUAAAGUUAUUUAUUUUUUCACCAAA